Adineta ricciae is the source of this 1593-nucleotide messenger RNA. The record is from the annotation of a GenBank genome assembly. NCBI's taxonomy places the organism in Eukaryota, Metazoa, Rotifera, Eurotatoria, Adinetida, Adinetidae.
AUGCCGAUUGAAAUUGGUCUUCUAUCAACUCAGCAGGAUUCUUUUGACCAUCACGAAGAACUAAGCAAACUUCUUACUGAAACUGAUGUCUUCUAUGUUCCCCUACGGAAUGAACUAAAUGAAAACAAGUUAAAUGCAUACCGUGAUCUAACCGAUUUAACCAAGCGGUUUGACGAAGAUCUUUCAAACAAACAUUUAGUUGUGACUUUUCGUGAUAUUGGUUAUUCCUUGUUUCUCGAUUCAGUACAAAGUGUUCCGGAUGAAAGUGAUCAAUCAAAAAUUAAAGUUUCGGGAAAGAUGAUCGUCGAUGGAAUAUGUAUACAAUUCUUGGGCUGUUUUGAUUAUAAUCAUACAGAUCAAAAGCAGCAGUCUAGCAGCCAAAUCAUACAAAUCAACGGUGUUGGAAGGGUCCAGUUAGAUGAAGGAUACUAUCGAGAAUUAUCAUCAUCGCAGACUUUACCCGAACAUAAAGUUAAAGAAGACGAGCACAAAGAAGAAACGACACUGAAAUCAAUUGUCAAAGCUAAAACACGGUCUUCAACUACGAAAACAAAAGAUAAAGUCGAAGGUAAUCGGCCUAAAACACGUUCAACAGCAACAAGCGAAGUCGUCGUACCAAAGGAACAAACAAAUCGUUUGGACAGUCCUCCGUCGAAUGCUACUCUUCCAUCACAAUCACAUUCAUCUACUUCCACAACACGGUCACGAAUGCGUUCACCAACUCAUAUGCCUUAUCCUCAUCGGUCACCGAGAACUAAGCAGCAUCGCACUUUGUCACCAGUAGAUUUCAUAAAUUCAUCCUUAUCGACUCGUUCAGAAGGACAUUCUUCUCUUAUUUCUACGGGUUCGUCAACGUAUCCCGAUUAUUCUCAAUUAACUCCUUCAUUAACCACAUCACAAUCCAUCGAAUACUCUCACGCUCAUCGUUUACAAAUUCUUUCUCAACAGCCUCAUUUCCCUUCACCUACAAUCGGUCAAUCGACUAUACCGAUACAAAUUCCAACACCGUCAAAUAGUAUCCUCUCUCCCGGAUCGCUGCCACAGUUAACCAGUCUCUUUCUGCUGCCGCAAUCUCAAUCAUUACCAACAUAUAUACUUCCAAACUUUUCUAAUCUAAGCACAGGAGCAGCGCCAUCUGCUACAAAUCCAUCUGGUACUCCAUUUGAUUUCACGCCCAUACCAAGCAAUACAAGUUUGUUAUUAAUUGCGAAUCCGAACCAACAUCCCACACAACCCAUACAUAUCUUGACACCAAUCGAUCAUCGUUCAUUACAAUUUGCACAUUAUACCACAGCGAAUAUAUUUUCUCAACCUCCUACACCUUCUUAUACGGUGGCAUCGACACCAUCAUUAUCCUCACGUAUCAGCAAUAUUCUUCAACCAACAUUAACGAACGAUUCCUUAUCGAUGUUUCAUAACAAACGACAUGACAGUGAAGAAGAAAAACACGUUCAACAACCGAUCGACUCAAGCAAACAAUCGACUGGACAAUUACCGUUUAAAAAACGACGCUAUACUGGUCACCAAACACGAAUGGCUAAUGUUCACAAUGAUGAUGAUGAUGAUGUAUCUGAUGAAUCUGUGAAAAAGUAA